GUUGUAUUUUUGGAACAGUGUGUGUGGAUUUGGUCGCCUUGUUAGGUCUGCUUAAACAUUUACAACAGCACCAAGUGUUGUGAGAUAGCGGCGGCAGAGUGAGGGGAAGCAGGGACAGGGGAAAGGGGCUUUUCUAUGGCCACCUUGGAAAGCCAUGCAAGAUCCCUGGCUCAACCAGGAAGAUAAUACCUCCAAAGACAGUUCAACUAAGUAAGGGCAUAUACGUUUUAUCUCUCGGGGGGAAAACAACCGUAACAAAUCUUACUCAGUCAGCACAGAGGCUGCAUUAAAUUCAUGACUCUAAAAUCGACCGGGGAUCAACAGAAGUCAUCCAUGAGGGAAUAAGAAAAUGCGCGCCUAAAUCAAAUUUGCAGGGUCUAGUGCGAAGGCUACGUGAAAAAUACAAAUAAAUUAUAAGCGCUGUACCAAGGAUAUCCUAAACUGUUUUUAAUGACAGGAGAAGGUGGAUGCAGUCUGAAGGAAGAGAUUUUAUCUUGACCAAUACAUUGAUUUGACUUUACCUUUGAAAGUAAAUUUUUGUCUGCAGUCAUAGAAGGGAAGGUAUGAGUGGAGGUCGUUUUGAAUUUGAUGAUGGCGGAGCUUAUUGUGGUGGUUGGGAGGGUGGCAAAGCCCAUGGGCAUGGGAUCUGCACCGGACCUAAAGGACAGGGCGAGUUCUCCGGCUCCUGGAAUUACGGGUUUGAAGUAGUUGGAGUGUACACCUGGCCAAGCGGAAAUACCUAUGAAGGCAUCUGGUCGCAAGGGAAGCGCCACGGUCUAGGAGUUGAGACUAAAGGACAGUGGGUUUACAAGGGAGAAUGGACUCAUGGCUUCAAGGGGAGAUAUGGCUUGCGUCUGAGUGUGGGUAGUGGAGCAAAAUAUGAAGGAACAUGGAAUAACGGAUUACAAGAUGGAUAUGGCACAGAGACAUAUGCUGAUGGAGGCACAUUUCAAGGCCAGUUUACUGGCGGUAUGCGACACGGGUAUGGAGUCCGUCAGAGCGUGCCCUACGGUAUGGCGGCGGUGGUUCGCUCCCCUCUCCGCACCUCCCUCACCUCCCUCCGCAGCGAGCACAGCAACGGCACCUUGCUCCAGCAGGAUGUCCCCGCCAUCACCACCACCAACGUCGCCGGCCAGGAGACCCGGGUCACCACGCCCACCAAGCUGGGGCCCUCCAGGGGCGGCUUCGCCCUGACCCUCCAGGUGGACCCGGAUGCCGUUAAACCCAAGAAGAAGGGCCUGUUCCGAAGGGGGUCUCUCCUGGGGAAACUGAAGAAGUCAGACUCCCAUACGUCCUUAUCCAGCGUGAGGAGCAAGUUAAGCUUCCUGGGAUCGAGGAGCGAAUCUGCGUUAAGUUCUGCUGCCAGCGAUGUGGCCAGCGAUGCCAACUCCACCAUCAGUCUGGGAGACGAGAGCCUGGCCGGGCCGGAUGAUUUCCCCCCCGUGGAGGCCGACAUCGAUGCCACCACCACAGAGGUCUACAUGGGGGAGUGGAAGAACGACAAGCGCUCGGGCUAUGGAAUAAGCGAACGGUCCAGUGGUCUGAAGUAUGAGGGUGAGUGGUUGGACAACCAGCGACACGGCUACGGAUGCACUACCUUUGCGGAGGGGGGCAAGGAGGAGGGAAAGUAUAUGAACAAUAUGCUGGUGAAGGCCAUGAAGAAGAGGGUGAUCCAACUGAAGGGCACCAAGAUCAGGCAGAAGGUGGAGCGCAGUGUGGAGGGAGCUCAGCGUGCCUCUGCCAUCGCCAAACAGAAAGCAGAGAUUGCUGCUUCCAGGACGACCCAUGCUAAGGCCAAGUCAGAUGCUGCCGAUCAGGCCUCUCAGGCUUCCAACCAAGAGUCCAGCCUCGCCAGGUUGGUGGCCAGGGAACUGUCCCCUUCCUUCUAUCAGCCAGGCCCAGAGUACAUGAAGAAGAGAGCGCUACAGGAGAUCUCAGAUGGCAAUGAGAACACAGGCCCUAUAAUGCAUGAACCACUGUUAGCAGGGCAGCCACCGACACCCGCUGAAAGCCCAAUGCUGCACGACAGGCCUGGCUCCUCUCCAGCCCGCACGCCCUCCCCCAGCCCGGCUGUGACCCCUCCAGCAUCCAGGCACUCCAAGCAGGGCAACUUCAGCAAAGAAGACCCCCAUCUCCUCGGCCCCGCUGGCUGGAACGGGGACAAAGGCAGUCGGGGGAGCAGCCGUCCCAAUAGCAGAACCAACAGCCGGCCCACCACUCCCGCCUCUGCCGCUGCUCCCCUUGAAGAGCGCCUCGCUACUGCCCCCAUCCCUAGCAGCCGCGCCUCCAGCCGCUUGAGCAACAAGGUAGAACAGGGCUCAGACCUGGAGAUCAAACCUCUGGAGAAGACGGCAUCUGAGGCUAAAGUGUCCAAAGCUGCUCCCUCGAUAAGUACCAGUGUUGCCUACUCAGAAGAAGAAAAGGAAGCUCCUCCUCCCGCCUCCAAAGUGUCUUCCAAAGCUGCCAUCACCCCCGAGCCUAAAUCGUCAGAGCCCAAACAAAGAACAGAGUCGGUCAAUGAACGACCUGUGUCCACCAUAUCUGAGAGCGAACCAGAGUCCAGUGCCCAGUCUGUCAAUAAAGUGUCUCCCAAGCCUUCGCCAUCACUCAGGCCAUUGACGAAACAGGAGGCCAGUCCAGCUUCAAAACCUGCCACACCUGCACCUACACCAGUGCCUAAAGCUGCCAAGCCAGCCCCUAAGGUUGAACCCAAAGCAGAGGCCAAGCUGAUGAAGAACAUGGUAAAGAGCCCAAGUGAAGUUACAGAAGUAGUAGAAUUUGAGCAGGGUCCGAACACCAUCAUGAUAACCAUGGUGAUUCUUCUCAACAUUGGCCUGGCCAUUCUCUUUGUACACAUCUUGUCAUGAAACACUGUCGACCCAGGUAACUAACACAGCUCUCUGACUGUCCUGCCAGUUACAGAUAUACACUGAAAGGUACCUGUUUCUUUUGUUUCAAGCAGUCAAAACGCAAUGGCACUGAACGUCUGACCCUUGCAACCUGUAAGGAAAUGUCUGUUUGAUCUGGUCACAUGACUAAGUAUUGCUUGAUUACAACAACAAUUACUGUUUACAUGUUUUGACUCAGUGGUACUUCAAGGUGGUGACGAUUAUGAUGAUGAUGAGACAUUAACUUGUCUUCAUAUUUGUUUUGUCUGCUUGACCUUUUUCCCUUUUAAACAAGGACCAUGCAGAACAAAAAAACUGCCAAGAAGCACAAACCUUAUAUGAAGGAAGCAUACGACAGCUCCUCCACACACAGCCUCUUGUAGAUGUGACUGUGUUGAGGCUCUUUAAGGCUAAUCUGCUUUUCAGAGGCUUGGAAUCAGAGGAUGCUGGUGGGUGGAGCUAUAGGAGGAUAGGCUCAUUCAUGUCUGUAAUGGAGUUAAUGGAACGGUAUCAAACACAUCAACCAUAUGGAAACCACAUGUUUGAUUCCGUUCCAUUUAUUCCAUUCAAGCCAUUACAAUGAGCCUAUCCUCCUAUAACUCCCCCCACCAGCCUCCUCUGCUUGGACUAUCUGGAGCCGGAUUAAAGAACACCAUAUGAAUCCGGAUUGAAGGACAUCAAUGCAUAUGAAUCCAUAUGAAUCCUUACGGCUCAGGAUUGAAGGACAUCAAUGAAUCUGAAUAUCAGGAAGAGGGUCUUAAUGGACACUUUGUAAAGAAGAGUUUGUGAGUGAGUUUCGGUGAGUUUCGGUGUCUACCCUGGAGAUGUUGAAUGUUAUUCACUGGUGAAGUUUGAGUCAACUAAAGCACUGUGUGUUAUGUUUUAACAAAGGGCUAAACCCUUCAUAUUGGCAAACACUGUCGCCUCAGAUCACCGACAGAUUAGAGUGGUUGUAGUGUGGACAGGUUAGAGUGUCAGGAAAGGAUUAUUUAGCUUUGUAAUUAGAUAUUUAUUUAGCUGAUGUCUUGUCUAUAGGAAUGUAAUCUCUGGGAAAAUCUCAAAUAAACUGAAUAUUCUCAAAUUUUUGCCAAUAAUAAUUAGUGGUUUGGGGCUAAUAUCAGUGUUCCUAUUUAUUGACAAAAAUCUAUAUUAUGCUCCUAUUAGUUUAUCUGCCUUCUUCCUUUUUUGCUGUAUUCUCAACUUUCUUCAGUAGUCAUCAAUAAAGACAUUUUACAGUCUCUUUGAUGUCACAGGGCUCUAAGACAUGAAAUGCUGAUUCUUUAUUCGGCAACGCCUGAAAAUCAGUGAUUUUCUUAUCUGCAAUGGCAAUGCAACCCACCACAGCAAUGCAAUGUAAUGGACAGUUAUGUUUGCACAUAACAUAUUCUCUCUCCAAGGCAAUUUUGAGUGAGUCACACUGGAAUGGUAUUCAAAACAAUAUCUAUAAAAGGAUUAGUACAGUAGUACUGACAUGCACUGUACAUUGUAUAAUUUAGUAAGAGGCUUUCAAAUGACAGAAUAGAGGAGGAAUUCUAGGACUUUAACCAGUGUAUGUGGUAUUGGAUUUCUGGAGUAAUGUGUAUCUAUGUUGUUUUCUGGUUGUCUGAUCAAAAGAAACGUAAAGCACCCUAUUGAAUGGUUUGAUUUUAAUAAAAACAUGACAUGAAAAUAACAAUGACAAAUUUGGGGCGGAUGGGUGGGCGGUGGGGGGUCAAUUUUGUCAAAAACCAUUAGGGAACAUUUUGUGUAGAUUUCGAGAGGGUAUUUAUUUGAACAAAUGGGCUUGCAUUGUUAGGAUGUAAUUGUGAGCAGUUGUUUGGGAAUUUUGUUGGUCUGUCUGCUUCAGAAUAGGUCACACAAUUUAAAAUGCAUUGCAUUCAGAACAAACCGUUUGUGCUUCAUAAUCAAUCAAGACGAUUUUUCUCCCAACUUUUGUAUGCACGUGGGCACUGUUUGGGUAUGUUUUUGUACCUUUUUGAAGUACACAUCUUUUCAUCUACAAACAUAUUCUGCUGUUGCAUUUCUGUGAGAGUAAUAUCCAAUCCCACAUAUAUUUUUGGUUUUCCCUGUAGAGUCAAUGAGAUUAUACCUCACGUUUGGGAGACAGUGGAAAAUGUAGUGUAUUUUAAAGGAACUCCAGGUCGUACUUUACUAGAGAGCACUACAGUAUGAGAUUCUGCACUGUAUAAAUCCUUAUUUAUAACUUUAUUUUCCCUAUGUCCCGAACAGUUGUCUUCCCCCUCAAAGAUGAUUUAUAAAUAAGUGGGAAAAGAUAUUCAAGAUAAGGUACUCUUGUACAUUAUGUGAAAGAGGCCUCAGAUCUACUUCCUUACUACUCCAACUCCCCCUAUGGACAAUGCACUUGUAUUGUUUUUCUCAUGCUCAUAGCGACAUGAGACUCUUUACCAGUCUCCUUACUCUCGACAUUAUUUCAUAAAACAUCGAAACUUUCUGUAACAUAUUUUCAUUGCAACAAAACACUAAAGAGACCCUCAAUCAGAAGUGACUUUGGUUUAAUCUGGGCGCUGAUUAUUUAAGACAUAAUCCUGGAUGGAUCCCAUUGUAUUCAUAAGUAUUGCUGGUCCUCUUCUAAAUUGUGAAAUGAAAAUAAAAAAUAUCUUCCAA
This is a messenger RNA of Salmo salar (Atlantic salmon), 5513 nucleotides long. Lineage: Eukaryota; Metazoa; Chordata; Actinopteri; Salmoniformes; Salmonidae. The record is from RefSeq and is a predicted model, not a curated record.